AUGCUAAAUUUGAGCGUAGUAGCUUCCCUACUAGCCAUGGUUACGGUCGUCAAUGCAUGUCAUCCACAGUUUGAAAAAGAACUGCGAUAUUUGGAUCUUUAUUUGGGAGUGCAACCGGAUAAUGACGGGGAAAUCCCGUCGAAAGAUGCUUCGCAAUUUGCCUCCUACAUUCCUCAAUCUGAUGCGCUCAACUGCGAUUUGGAAAGCGAAUGUUUAUGGAGAAAUGCGCCCAGUGAUGGUCUACUCGACACUUCUGAUUUUUGGUAUUUCAAGAAAACUGAUGGUAAACUACUUCCGGUCCAGGUUCAACCUGGUCGAGCGGAUAUUGCUCAAGGAUCACAUUUACUGCUAGCUGGAAACACUUCGACUACGGCUGAUAGCGCAGUUCUGAUCAGUGCACCGAUUGCUUGCCAAAGAAAACCAGGAAACCUGACAUUCCACUAUUGGCUCUAUAACAGCGGCAGAGUCGAAGUAAUAGUUGCUCGAGCUACCUAUCGUCGAAGACAUCUACAGACAAUAUUUCGUCCAAAAAUCAAUUGUCACAUUCUUCGACCUGGCAAUGAUAUCUGUGUGGUGAACAUACCUGCAGUCAACGAACCAUUCCGGCUGGCCAUCAGGGCGUUCAAUCUCAAGGACAAUGUUGUCGGUAGUAUGGUUAUUCUUAAAAACAUAACUUACGAUGCAAUAGUAUGCAGCGAAUCACCCUUCCCUCUAAUAUUCGGUUCAAAGCCACUGCUACCGAAAUCAUCGAAACCGAUUGAGAAACUUUCGGAUUUGGAUUGCGAUCAUCCACAGAAGAGAUGCAGAUGGAGCAAUGCCGAAUCGACGGCUUCAGAAUGGCGAAUUGGUCGUAAUGUCGAAAGAUGGCACGAGCUGAUGGAGGUAUCGGCUCAGGACAAAUCGCAUCCAACGUCUUCGUUCCUGUUUCUUGCCGUCGAUGCAGUUUCACCUCGACUUUAUGCAAAGCUUCGUAGCGAUCUGAUCCCAUGUACACAAGCAACAACCACACUUUCCAUGAAGUUCUGGCUCAAAGCCGGUACUCAAGUCGAAAUAUGUGCAGUGGAUGUCGAUGGCUUAGUACUAAGCUGUGCAUAUCUCAGCGAAGGCGAUUCACCCGGACCGAUUGAAAUUGAUGUCGACCCGUAUAGUCGACCAUAUAGGUUUACGCUGGAAAUGGUCGCAUUCGAUGAGGCCUCGAUUGGAUUGGUAGCCAUAUCGGAUAUACGGGUGAAAGGACUACUGUGUAGCGAGGAACCACCUCCGAUCGUCACCACUAUCGAUCCGCCGACCGUAAAAAACUUUUCAAACUUCUGCACUCUACUUGUGGAGCCAUCUAGGCCUACUGUAACCAUUGUAAACCCACCACUACCUGUUCAGAUUGUCUCCUUAUUUGGUCUACAACAUGGUCCAGGCCCCAACGUGCCUUACUCAUUAGACUUGAACUGCGAUUUUUCAACGGAUUACUGUAGUCAAUGGGUGAACGAUGACGGCCUGGUGGCAUACGGUGUGGCACCGAGUAAUAGCUUCAAAUUUCCGGUUCCUGAUGAGAUUCAAGGAAAUGUGGCCACAUUCCUACUGGAAGGCGCAAAAGCUUCAGUAUUACGGUCAAGAGAAGUGCCAUGUGCUUAUGGUGCAAUCGUGUCGGUCACCUAUAUGAAAUCUGAACAUAGUAUGGUCCGUCUCUGCGCUCUUAGCCACUGUGUAGACGGCAACACUCCGUUCGGUACAAUGACAAUAAAUGCUACCUCUGCGGAACCAUUUGAGUUUUCCAUCGAAGCUGCAUCACGAAAGAAUGCCAUCGUUGUGAUCAAGAAGAUUGACGUCUACGGUGAUGUCUGCACUUUGAAAACUGCCCAAGAACUGGUUUGUGAUAAGCUGCGGUGUACGUUCAAUGAGAAUCUUUGCAAGUAUGACUCGCCACUGCAAAAACAAGGUGACGUGCCACUGAUCAUCGGUCCAACAGGAGCAACUGCCACUCUUGGUGUUGGAUCUCAUCGGGCGAUUCUAAGAAGCGUACGUUUUGAUUUGCCAUCACCGGUGAUGCUGAACAUCACAAUUACACAGGCUACUUACGGAUCACGAGUACUUCUCUGCCCAGACAUCACCAGUGAAUUCGAGUCCUGUCACGAGCUUCUGGGUCCCCGAGUGGAGGAAACGAUGAAAAGAACCGUAAUGUUCGCUCUGGAUGCUGCAGCUCACCGUUUUGCCGUCGUACUCUACCACGACAAAGCUGAACAGUUCGGUCCAGCCGAUUUCAUCAUUCACUCUAUAGAUAUAUCAACAACGGACGAUCAGAAACUAUGUUGA
Messenger RNA from Haemonchus placei, 2307 nucleotides. Lineage: Eukaryota; Metazoa; Nematoda; Chromadorea; Rhabditida; Trichostrongylidae. The record is from the annotation of a GenBank genome assembly.